CGGGCACGUGAGUGGAGGCGGCGUUGUUAACCGCGGUGUGGGGAGGAUUUGGCCGUCCUGAGGCAGCGGGGCGCUGGGAGGGCGAGCGGCUCACGGGAGGGGUAUGGCCUGCACAGAUCAGAGGGCAGAGGUCUGCCAGCGAUCCUUUGCUGAGCGCUGGAAGGGGGUCGCCCGUGGGAAUCGUCCUGUCAGACCUGAGGCAAAUCGUAGACAGCCUCACCUUGCGGUUCCAGAGCGCCUGGGAUCUCUACCUGGGCCGUGGACCACGUCCACGGGGUCGGGGGAUGGUUUGGGGGGCCUCGGGGCGCCCCUCACCCGUCCAAAGGCGGGACUUCCGGUCCUGGCCUCCGUCUGGGCGGGAUUUCCUGUUUUGUUCCUAGACCAGUGGGUCCUCCCUGGACCCCGGGCGAGGUUGGGAGGUCUCGGGGCAGCUGAGCGUGGCCCCAGGCACUCACCCCAUGGCUACCGCGUUCAUGCUCAGGUUCCUCACAUCUUGGGGUGUGGGGUACUAAAAUUUCGACAGGAGGGGUGGUUCCACCCCUCUCCUCCUUAGCUCUCUUCCCUCCUCCCUGCAUCCAAAGAGGACAGCCACAUCGUGCUUCCCCUCCUGUGGGGAACACGUCUCACUUUCCUCUCAUCUCUCCCUGAUCUUACACGAAACUCGUCUAUCGGGGCGGGUUCUUCCUCCAUCUCUCAGCUCCUUGGAGGAAACAGGACCUCCUCUAGAAGCUGAAGGGGCGCGGAUGGCGUCGGGGCGCCCCGAGGAGCUGUGGGAGGCCGUGGUGGGGGCCGCUGAGCGCUUCCGGGCCCGGACUGGCACGGAGCUGGUGCUGCUGACCGCGGCCCCGCCGCCACCACCCCGCCCGGGCCCCUGUGCCUAUGCUGCCCAUGGUCGAGGAGCCCUGGCCGAGGCAGCGCGCCGCUGCCUCCACGACAUCGCACUGGCCCACAGGGCUGCCACUGCUGCUCGGCCUCCUGCGCCCCCACCAGCACCACAGCCACCCAGUCCCACACCCAGCCCACCCCGGCCUACCCUGGCCAGAGAGGACAACGAGGAGGACGAGGAUGAGCCCACAGAGACAGAGACCUCCGGGGAGCAGCUGGGCAUCAGUGAUAAUGGAGGGCUCUUCGUGAUGGAUGAGGACGCCACCCUCCAGGACCUUCCCCCCUUCUGUGAGUCAGACCCCGAGAGUACAGACGAUGGCAGCCUGAGCGAGGAGACCCCCGCCGGCCCCCCCACCUGCUCAGUGCCCCCGGUCUCAGCCCUACCCACACAGCAGUACGCCAAGUCCCUGCCUGUGUCUGUGCCCGUCUGGGGCUUCAAGGAGAAGAGGACAGAGGCACGGUCAUCAGAUGAGGAGAAUGGGCCGCCCUCUUCGCCCGACCUGGACCGCAUCGCGGCGAGCAUGCGCGCGCUGGUGCUGCGAGAGGCCGAGGACACCCAGGUCUUCGGGGACCUGCCACGGCCGCGGCUUAACACCAGCGACUUCCAGAAGCUGAAGCGGAAAUAUUGAAGCCCAGGGAGGGAGCGUCCCGGGCCGCGUCCGCCCCAUCCCACACUACGCCCCCGCCCCACUCCCGGGGCCUGCUAAUCUGAGGCGGAUCCGGGACAGGCCUCCUUGCGUCUCCCAUUCCCAGGAUUGACCCGCUUCUGCCAAUCCCCGCCGUCCUUCCAGCCCACGACCUCCCGCGCCGAGGAGCGGGAUCUGUCCCGUUUCCCGAUUGGGUCUGUCUCCUCUCUCCGCCUAGCGACAGAUUCCUUCUAUUAAGGGAUUGGCUCGCUGAGUUCUAAGCUCUAAAUGGGUCAACUCCUUUGUUUUCCGCCUAGCGACAAGGGCUUUGCUCGCACGGCAUUGGCUCCAUCCCCUAGUCGCUGGACAGCUCUUUUUUUGAUUGGCUCAAAUCCUGUAAAGGGCUUGACCAGUCUCUACAUAGUCACCGUCCGCUUUUCCUGAGUACUCCCUCCCAAUUGGCUCCAGCUUCCUGGGGGCGUGGCCAAGCCCUCCUCUUCCCAGAAUUGGUCCGGGGCCUUCAAUUUACGUUCUUUACACUACGGGGACUGGGGUCGUCUUUGCCCAAGUCCCGACAACUUGUUCCCUGACCCCCUCAGGGAUGGCCCCAAACUGUCCCUGCCUCUGGCACCCCCUUUCAUUGGUUCCAUCCAUCCCCACAACAGCCUGCCAAUCGAAACCCGUCCCUGCAUCCAGGAUGGUACCAGCUCCCGCCCCUCGCCCCCCACCUCCACAGGUGCCUUAAAGGGCCCUCGUCCACCCAAGGUGGGGGGCAGGGGCCCUCACUCUCCGGCCCUGGUGUGGGGGAGAGAGUGAGGGGUUGGGGGAUCGGCAGUUGGGAGGGGCGCUCUGAGAUUAAAGAGUUUUACCUCUGAGAUAAA
Pan troglodytes (chimpanzee) is the source of this 2392-nucleotide messenger RNA. It is a transcript of the gene AKT1S1, whose product is annotated as AKT1 substrate 1. Gene Ontology annotation, biological process: negative regulation of protein kinase activity; negative regulation of TOR signaling; neurotrophin TRK receptor signaling pathway. The record is from RefSeq and is a predicted model, not a curated record. The transcript is spliced from 5 exons. Gene Ontology annotation, cellular component: cytoplasm. The coding region runs from base 744 to 1514 and encodes 256 amino acids. NCBI's taxonomy places the organism in Eukaryota, Metazoa, Chordata, Mammalia, Primates, Hominidae.